AUGACGGGGAAUCCAAAGCAUGGUACGGUGUGCAUCUUUGGCACGGGAGACUUCGGCCGAUCGUUGGGGCUCCGCCUGCUCCAGGCAGGAUAUGAGGUCGUGUUCGGCUCUCGUGACCCCAAGAACAACUCCCUGGUGCCCAAGGGUUCAAAGGUCAUGACCCACGCGGAGGCCGCUCAGAUGGCUCGGGUCAUUUUCAUAGCCGUGCAGCGGGACCACUACCAAUUCCUGACCUCGCUGACCUCCGCUCUGGAGGGCAAGGUGCUGGUGGACAUCAGCAACAACCUGAAGAUGGGCCAGUACCCACAAUCCAACGCUGAGUACCUGAACAGCCUGGUGCCUGGAGCGUCUGUGGUGAAAGGCUUCAACACCGUGUCAGCCUGGGCCCUGCAGUCAGGCGCGCUUGACGCCAGCCGACAGGUCUUACUGUGUGGGGACGACCCAGGUGCCAAGCAGGCCGUGGUGGACAUUGCCCACAGCCUGGGUCUGAGUGCCCAGGACAGGGGCUCCCUGCGUGCUGCUGGGGAGAUAGAGGACAUCCCCCUGCAGCUCUUCCCCAUGUGGAGGCUGCCCCUCUGGAUCACCGCGGUCCUCUGCCUCAUCCUCAUCCCCUAUCUGAUCGUGUACUACAUCGUCUAUUCCUAUGUGGAGCAAGGCCAGGACAAUAUCUAUCGCAUCAUGCUCUCGCUGCCCAACAAGCUGUCCGCCAUCCUCUCCUUGACGUUGAUGGCCCUGUGCUACCUACCAAGUUCCUUGGCGGCCAUUUUGCAGCUCCACAACGGCACCAAGUACAAGCGCUUCCCCGAUUGGCUGGAUCGCUGGAUGCUGUGCAGGAAGCAGCUGGGAUUGAUUGGCCUGCUGUUCGCGGUCCUGCAUGCGGUGCUGGUCUUUGUGGUGCCCCUUUCGUACAGCUACGAGCACGGUACAGCCUCGGAUAUAGUAGAUCAGAUCAGGGAGAAUGUGACGGAACCGUUUGAAAAUCUGUGGGCCUGGCGUUCGGAGUCCUACAAGUCUCUGGGGGUGCUGGGCUUCGUGCUGUUCCUGCUGCUGGGCAUCACCUCUCUGCCCUCCGUCAGCAACACACUCAACUGGAGGGAGUUCCGCUUCGUACAGUCCAAACUAGGCCACCUGGCUCUGCUCCUGUGCACGGUCCACUGCUUCCUGUACGGCUGGAACAAGUUCCUGUUGCCCUCGCGCUACAGGUGGUACCUUCCCCCUCCGUACAUGGCGGGCCUGGUUGUGCCCUGUGUGGUGCUGGUCUUCAAGCUGCUGGUCCUCACGCCCUGCGUCCACUACAGGGUCAGUCGCAUCCGGCAGGGAUGGGAGAAGCCACGGAGGAGGAGCACUGCUAAUGCUACUGCUGCUAAUGCUACUGUCCCCACGGACAAAGCCACUUCUCUGUGA
Messenger RNA from Engraulis encrasicolus (European anchovy), 1404 nucleotides. RefSeq names its product metalloreductase STEAP4-like. Gene Ontology annotation, biological process: copper ion import. The coding region runs from base 1 to 1404 and encodes 467 amino acids. NCBI's taxonomy places the organism in Eukaryota, Metazoa, Chordata, Actinopteri, Clupeiformes, Engraulidae. The transcript has 4 exons. Gene Ontology annotation, molecular function: cupric reductase (NADH) activity; ferric-chelate reductase (NADPH) activity. Gene Ontology annotation, cellular component: plasma membrane; endosome. The record is from RefSeq and is a predicted model, not a curated record.